AUGGAUCUUUUAACUAUACAAGAUUCUUUUGAAGAAGUUAUAUGUGAUGUAAAGAACGGAAUACUCGAACAAGAUAAAUUUUGGGUAGCCAGGAGAAGCAUUGAGUCAGAGGUGAAUCAGGACUUUUGGUAUAUUGAUGUUACAAAGCAGGAUAUGAAAAAUGAUGUUGGUAAUUUAAAGUUCUUGAGUACAAAAGGUAAGAAUUAUCAGCUUCAAGUAGACAGAGAAGUUUAUAAUUUACAGAGUUUCUAUAAAAAGGUGAAAUUAACAAAUUCUAGAAUCAGUUCAGUUGCAGUUUCUUCAGAUAGCAAACACUUGAUUGUGGGAACUACGAAAGGAGAAUUGAUUAUAUAUAAUUUGGUAACAGAUACAAUAGAAAAAAAGAUACCAGAAGCACAUUUUGAGGAUGUAACAAUUUUGAAGUUCUUUCCAUCUGACAAGGUCAUAAUGUCAGUUGGAAUUGAUCUAAAGAUAAAAAUAUGGGGGCUUACGGGCGAAUUAGUAAGAACAAUGUCAAACCAAGUAAAAGAAAUAACUGAAAUUGGGUUACUCGGUAAGACAGGAAGAAAUUUUAUAAGUGGGUCUAAGGAUGGCUCAAUUGAUAUUUGGGAGUGUGGGCAAGGUCAGCUCAUCUAUAGUCUUAGACGCAUUCAAAAUAAUAAUGAUCCCGUUAAUUGCUUCGUAAUUGGAAAGUAUGAAUCAUCAGGGUCUAAAAUAUCAGAAUUAGAAUUUGAAACGGGAAACCAAUGCGCCUAUGUAGGCUUCGAUUCAGGUAUAAUCCAGCAAUUCAAUAUUGGUGACCAUUGCCAGACGAGAGUGAGAUUCGAGGAUGGAAAGGCUGGCGUUAGCUCGAUUGAUAUAAGUGAUGAAAUUUUGGUCAGUGGUUAUAAGGAUGGACAACUUAAAUUCUGGAAUAUUGCAACUGAAGUUAUAAUAUGCAAAUAUCAAUUAAAUUCCCAUUUUCCAAUUUCUACGGUUAAAGUGUUACAAAGAAAAGGGGAUACUAUAUCAGUGUUGGUUUACAACGGCCCUGAAACUCUUUUGAAGUUAGAAAUUGACCUUAACAAUAAGGUGAUGAAUCAAACUUACCUUAUCGGAAUGGAAGAAAACUUUAGUGUAUAUAGUGUUGCACUUAAUCAAGACAACAUAAUAAUUGGGGGAGAUCAACUAACAGUGUAUCAGUAG
Messenger RNA from Debaryomyces fabryi, 1185 nucleotides. Its product is annotated as WD40 repeat domain-containing protein. The record is from RefSeq and is a predicted model, not a curated record. The coding region runs from base 1 to 1185 and encodes 394 amino acids. Gene Ontology annotation, molecular function: protein binding. Lineage: Eukaryota; Fungi; Ascomycota; Pichiomycetes; Serinales; Debaryomycetaceae. The transcript has a single exon.